AUGCCAGCAACACCAUUCCAGGUUGAGGCGUGGACAGAGUACGCCAUUGGAACCCUGAUUCUUCUCGCGCGCAUUGCCUGUCGAUGUUCGAUAGUCGGAUUGAACUGGGAGGGGGACGAUUACUUUGCCGUGAUUGCCAUUUUGUUCUGGACCGGAGAGCUGUGGCAAUAUGGCUCGAUUACCGGUAUCAACGACGAGAUAGCCCUCGGCCUGACGCCAGAAGAAACGAGACGAAUUGUCAUCGGCAACAUGCAUGCUCUUCCUCUUUCGGCGAUUGACGAUGACAGGCUUGAUUUACGACAAAAGCAACUUGUUAACAUCACUUCGGGAGUUUGUCUUGCGGGCUAUGUCUCAACAGUCAUCGUAAUGUUGACAAAGUGCUUGCCUAUCCACAAAAACUGGCAAGUAUAUCCUUAUCCAGGAGAUGCUUGCGCCUUGAAUAUUCCAAACUAUCUAGCACUAGUCGUUACCAACGUUACGAAAGUUGUUUGUGCGCUUUGGUUGUGUAUGGGCAUUUUCAUCAUUGUUGCGACACUCUUGCGAUGCAUUCUCUGCUUAAAAGAUGUAUCAUCCAUCAACCUCGGAACUAUCUGGUCCAUCCGAGAGAGUUUCGUCGCCAUCAUCGCCGUAAACGCACCAAUCCUCGGCCCCUGGAUGACCAAGCAGGCUUCCGUUGUUACAAGUCGAGGCUCAAAGAGUAACCAGUCGGGUGGAACAGGCUCGGGUCUCGGAAUCGUCACGAUUGGACAGCAGAGUAACCGUCUCGAGAGACUAGGAAAAGAUGGACGAUCGCACAAGACUGGCUGGACGACAAUUGAUGACGGCAGUGAAGAGCACAUUGUUGGCCAAGAUGCGGGCGCGGCGAGUCGGGAUACGGAGAGCCGAGGUGUCGAGCCUUGA
Messenger RNA from Trichoderma aggressivum f. europaeum, 900 nucleotides. RefSeq lists its product as uncharacterized. NCBI's taxonomy places the organism in Eukaryota, Fungi, Ascomycota, Sordariomycetes, Hypocreales, Hypocreaceae. The record is from RefSeq and is a predicted model, not a curated record. Bases 1 to 900 code for a protein of 299 amino acids. The transcript has 8 exons.